UAUCGCGGAAUCGGCCCGUUCGUCCUUCCCCGCCCGAAGCGGCGUCUUCCCCCGUUCUCCCUUCCUCCGGCGCCGUUCGCGGCAGCGAAACGCGGGUCGAGACCGCGUCGAAAUCUCUCCGCGCGCUUGCAACUGUAGUUUAAGCAGUGUAGCGAGUGCAGUUGCCGUGUAACCCUUCGGUAGAUAGAGAGUGAGGGAUUGCAUACAUCGCACCCAAGAACCGAAAGCGGAGGACGUCAUCCACAGACCCCGACGACAGGCAUCGGGCCCGUCGAACGGCCGUCGCGGGGGCGUCUGCUCGGGGACGCAGACCGGCGAACUUGUGUGCAUUGUAGAAGAACCCGCGCAUUGCAACUGUGCCCGUAUAAGCGCAGAGGAUUCUUAGAUCAGAAACGGCAGCAACAUGGCAGACACGACCGUGGCUGCUGCGGCAGCGGCCGCGGCCGCAGCGUCGACUGCCAAGUCCUUCUGCAUCGAAGCCCUGCUCGCGCGAGACUCGGGCCGAGCGACUCCGGCGUCCAAGUCGCCCGGCAGUUGCUCCGAAGGAGACGCCGCUAGCCCGCCGCCGCCCAACGUUCCGGCCUCGGUGGCGGCCGUGGUUGCCUCGCAGGCUGCCGGAAGACUCUUCGGAGCUUUUCCGGGCUACCAUCCCGCGCUUCAGGGGGGACAUCCGCUGUACGGACUGCAGGCCGCCGGUGGGGGUCUGCCCGCCGGUGCCCUGCCCGGACUGUUACCCGGAAGUGCGUUUCACCCGACAUUGGCAGAACACGGCAUCAAGUCACAUGUGUCCUUAGACUGGUUGGCCAGGACUGCGGGCUUUUACCAGCGACCGGGUGAUGUCAUGUCAGGCCAGCCGCAGGCGGCACUGUUGGGCAAGACGCGGCGUCCGCGGACGGCGUUCACUAGCCAGCAGCUGCUGGAGCUGGAGAACCAGUUUCGCAUGAACAAGUACCUUUCCAGGCCCAAGAGGUUCGAGGUGGCCACAAACCUCAUGCUCACUGAGACACAGGUGAAAAUCUGGUUCCAGAACCGGCGCAUGAAAUGGAAGCGCAGCAAGAAGGCGCAGCAGGAGGCCAAGGCGCGAGCUGCCGACAAAGGAGGCGACCAGUGUCGGCAGAGCCCGGCACCGUCCACGGGCAGUGCCACUUCCCAGCCGCCCCCGUCGCAACAGGCGCAGCAGCAGCAGCAAGCGCCGCACCGACACCCGCAGCCUCCACAGCACCGACUACCCCUGAACAGCGGCGUCGAGUACCCGGACUCGCCGGUGGCGCGAGACCUCCAUCUGAGACUCCAGCAGCCGCACCAGCAUCACCAUCAGCAGGACAGUGAGAGUGUGUCGUCGCGCGGGGCCAACAGCGACGCCGAGCCGGACGUGGCUUUGUCACCGGGACUGGCGGACUCCAAUAUGGCGCUGUCGCUGUGUUCCCAGCCCACGGGGCGUAGCACAGACCUCAUCUACCGACCUUACGUGGUGUGACGCUAGGCCUCCCGCGGCGAGGAACGUGGAGCGCAUCGCCGUUAAGCAUGACACGCAAAGGCCCACGGGCUACGAACGAUGGCAUCGCGAUCUCGCAGGGCGCCGCCAUGUUUGAAAACACAGGUGGCGCCACCUAUCGCAAAUGGGACGAGACUUUGGUUAUGGGCUACGACGCAACGAGAUACAUUGUAGUGCACAUGUAACUCUAAAUUGCUGAGUCUAUUAAGUCAAUGAAUGUUCGCCCAAGCGCAUUGUCCACGACAACUGCCUGCGAAGUGUCACGAAACGCCGUAAGGCGUUGCUGACCGAAAAAUUUCCAGCGCUUGAGUGAGGUGGAGUCCCUGGAGUCACUCCAGCCGUUUAACGUGGUUGCAAUAUUUGUCUGGUCAAUACAGUGUACCAAACGCCGCUCAGUCGGUAAGACGUUCUCACCGUCAUGCUCGCGCACAAUUAUACGCUAUUUUACUAGUCGUGCGCCCUGCGUCGGCUGCUCCGGCCAGCCGAGGUUAAUGCCAUAUUUGUGUUCUUCCACCAUGCUGAAUGCUGCCUCGAUUCUAGUCGUCCCUACUUUCCCGGAUUCGUCAAACACAGCAGUGGCAUACAAUUUUUCAGAUUACACCGUAGUCGGUCUGCAAAAGUGCACGAGUCCGCACUGUCGCGAGGCGUUCAGGUCCGGAACUACUUUUCAACCAGUAUAGGGAUAUAAGGCAAUCUCUCCAAAUUCAUUCGCCUUACACUGAACAAUAGAUAUCACGCGAGGGUUACGUAAAGAAGAAAGACAGCUGUAUAACUUGCUCUUCCGACUCUACCAUUAGCUCGUUCGCGCUCAGAUAUUGCAUAGAAAUAUGAAAUCGCCGUGCGGUUUGUUUGUUACCUUAAUUGCUGGGGUGCAUUAUUUUCGUGCUUAAUCAAAAAUAUGUGAGAAGUGUUUGUCUUCUGUGGAGAUAUCAGACAAAGGAGACAUAGAUAUAUAAAUGUUUGCAGCAGCUAGACGUUGGCGCCAUCUGUUAGUUCACUCUUAUCGCAAAACACAGUGCGAUCUGUUUCCCAUAUGAAAUAUGGCGCUAUGUUCUCUACGGUGAAGUGAACGCUUUUUUCCGGUCUAGAAUGUGGCAAAGACUACGCGUAUUUCAAAAUUACCUUGCAGCUAACGAGAAACUACUGAACAUAAAUCUAGUGCAGUCGACUCCCGUUAAUUCAACCUUUGUGGGACGGCCGCAUUGGGUUGAAUUAUCCGAAAGGUUGAAUUAUCAAACGAUUAUAAAAUAAACGAAUUUAUAUCUUAUUUAUAGCUUCAAGUGGUCUGUCCGUGUCCGCGGACUAGUUGAAUGUAGUAUUACAGUAACAAUCCCUGUCGUCGUCGGUCAGGAGCCCACAGACGUCAGCACUGUUGGCGGUGCUGACAGAAUCCCCAAAUGAGACAUCAUGCAGGGCGCCCCGCAAGUCAUCAUUGUUGCAGGACUGGUUGCUGCCGUCGCCUUCGUCACCUAGGGAAGCAGUAGCGCCGUCUGCGGAAAUUCUUGCGUUUUCUAGCUUUUAAUGGCAGCUACCGCGCAUGGUGGGGCGUCGGGGGAUGGGAUCGCAUUAACCGGAGCGGCUUACUUUCGCGUUCGAACUAAACGAGUUUUUCUUCCAAAGCAAUGGAUGCUUUUAUUUUUGGGCACUUUUUCAGUGCGUUCGAAUUAGGUGACAAGUCGAACUACUCACGG
Molecule: messenger RNA, 3186 nt
Organism: Dermacentor andersoni
Lineage: Eukaryota; Metazoa; Arthropoda; Arachnida; Ixodida; Ixodidae
Biological process (GO): regulation of DNA-templated transcription; spinal cord motor neuron cell fate specification; neuron projection morphogenesis
Cellular component (GO): nucleus
Molecular function (GO): sequence-specific double-stranded DNA binding; DNA-binding transcription factor activity, RNA polymerase II-specific
Source: RefSeq, a predicted model, not a curated record